AUGUGGGUCAUGGAGAGGAGGCUGGUGGUGGGGUCUUUGGUUGGGAGUGAUUUUGCAUCCAUUUUGGAUGUGGAAGCAUUGGAGGCUGGCCCAGGGCCUGCUGGCUGCCAUCCUCGGACCGAUAUGUACAGCCAGGUUCGGAUGCAGUUGGCAGACAAGAUGGGUUACUUUGGUACAAAGACAACGGGCAACACUUGA
Molecule: messenger RNA, 198 nt
Organism: Prunus armeniaca (apricot)
Lineage: Eukaryota; Viridiplantae; Streptophyta; Magnoliopsida; Rosales; Rosaceae
Source: the annotation of a GenBank genome assembly